AAAAAAGGAAACAACUUUAUUCUUCUUCUUCUUCUUCAAUUCCUCCCUGAAAUUAGGGUUUCUUUUUGUUUUGUAAUGUGAAUUGUAAGAACCUUAACAAAAAAUGGUAAAUUCCGAAGAAAUGGAAGAUGGGUUUGACCCAAAACCUGUUUCUCGACCUUCCUCCGGUGACUCAUCUGCUGGUCGAUCUCUCUCUGAUCUUAAUCACGCGGCGGAGGAGGACUUGAGUGACCGGUUUAAGAAUGUGGGUUUGAAGGAAGUUAGGAAAGAGCAGAGUGAGACGAUGAUGAGCGUCUCCGAGGGAAAUGGAGGUUUAGAUUCGAAUGCAGUAGUCACCAACCAGGAACAAGAAGAAGAUGGAGAUGGCUAUGGUUGUGUUUACGGUGAUGGUGAUGGUUGGAGUGAGAACGAGAGUGAGGAGAACGAAGCUGUGUAUCCAGUGAGGCCAGGAGCAGAGGAUUGCUCGUUUUAUAUGAGAACAGGGAGCUGCAAAUUCGGAUCGAGUUGCAAAUUCAAUCAUCCUCUUUCGAGAAAAAUCCAAAUUGCUAGGGAUAAUAAAGUAAGGGAAAAGGAAGAGGAUGGUGAUAAACUGAGACUAAUAGAUUGCAAGUAUUACUUUCGGACUGGAGGUUGCAAAUAUGGAGAAAGUUGUAGAUUCAACCAUACCAAAUCAAAGUCUUGUCUGGCCUCAGUACCCGAGCUUAACUUCCUCGGCCUUCCUAUCAGACUGGGAGAAGUAGAAUGCCCAUACUACAUGCGCAAUGGCUCCUGCAAAUUUGGAGCUGAGUGCAAAUUUAAUCAUCCUGAUCCUACAACCAUAGGAGGAACCGACUCCCCAUCAUUUCACAGUAAUAAUGGUGUAUCCGCUGGAUCUUUUUCUCCAAAGUCCACAUUCCAAGCAAGUUCAGCUUCUUGGUCUUCACCGAGGCAUGCAAAUGGUUCUACGCCUUUUAUUCCAGUCAUGCUGUCACAAACUCAUGGAGUUCCAUCUCAAACUCCGGAGUGGAAUGGCUAUCAGGUAGCUUCUGUGUAUUCAUCAGAAAGGGGUGUGUUUUCUUCCUCCAACAUAAGUAUGUUAUCACAAUACCAUCAUCAAAUGCCUGCCGAAGAAUUUCCAGAGCGUCCUGACCAACCUGAGUGCAGUUAUUAUAUUAAGACCGGGGACUGUAAGUUCAAAUUCAAUUGCAAAUACCAUCAUCCUAAAAAUCGAUUGCCGAAACUGCCUCCUUAUGCUCUCAAUGACAAGGGAUUACCCCUUAGACCUGAUCAAAACAUCUGCACUCACUACAGCCGGUAUGGCAUUUGCAAAUUCGGACCAGCUUGUAGAUUCGACCAUUCUGCCCAGCUGCCUUAUCCGACAGGAAACUCCCAGACCAUUGUAGAACCUUCUCAGGUCGGUGCAAAUGGGGAUGAAACUGACGGUUGGAAUUGACAACCAAACUUUCAGGAACUUAUAUAAUUGACACCUUUUGUCUCUAUCAUGGGUUUGAAAUUUCAUAACAAAACGUUUAGGUAAAUUAUACAAUCCAAACAGUAUCUAUGUCGCAAGCCUAUCCUCAAUGCGUUUGACAAGUUUUUACCAAGGAGCUUUGAAAUCUGUAACUACCCUUUGACUCUUGAGGUUAAAUGGAGCCUGCUUGUUACUUUCAUUGGUUGUUUACUUGUUUGAAUGAAACCUAAUUUCUAAAUUUAA
Capsella rubella is the source of this 1693-nucleotide messenger RNA. Its product is annotated as zinc finger CCCH domain-containing protein 43. Bases 104 to 1432 code for a protein of 442 amino acids. Gene Ontology annotation, molecular function: mRNA binding; metal ion binding. The transcript is spliced from 6 exons. The record is from RefSeq and is a predicted model, not a curated record. NCBI's taxonomy places the organism in Eukaryota, Viridiplantae, Streptophyta, Magnoliopsida, Brassicales, Brassicaceae.